GGACAACGCAAUGUGCCCCUUUCAAUAGUUACAGCCGCGAGGCUACUUAAAUAAUUCUUCUCCAUUGGCUUCUGCGCCGCUGUAUAUCACCGCAACAAGCGAAUCGCAAUCGGCUAUACGCUCAAUUAUUAUCCUUCGGCCGAGAUUUUUUUUUCUUUUACGUCACAGCAAUUCACUACGACUGUAAUGGUAAAAAUGCUAAGAGGAAGUUGUGGCAAGUGAACCUUCCAGUUUCCUAUCGACUUUAUGUCUUCAGAUUGCGUCUCAAGUUUUAUCUAUUUCUCAAAAAGGUACCGCUGCAGAAAUCCUUGCAAUAUAUCUUGUUCUUUGCGAGCUUUAUAUAACCUCCUCGUUACAUUACAGUUGAAUUUAUCUUUCCUGUUUGCAAUGUUAAGGCAAUGACUACUUUAUUACUCUCUUGAUCGUUAGCGAUGUCGAUACAUUACUAAACACACAAUUUGACGUACAUAUACGGACGUAGAUAAACACGGACAUUUAGCAUUAAAAAAUACUCUCUGCUGCGUAUUUCUCGAAAAUUAUUCGAUCGACAACGCCGAUAACAUCAGUUUAAACUAUUGUUCAUUGAUGCAAAUAAGAUAUAAAAGAAUUUGCAUUUUACAAUUUUUUUUCUUUGUCUCAUUAUGGAUCCUACAACAUGACGCUGCUUUUCAAAUUUUUUAAUAAUGAUUUUUUUGUGUUGCCAUUACCAACUUUACUUAUACUAUUUAUUCCACGUUUCGUGAUUUUUAAAAAUGAAUUACAUUUCAACAAAAAUUACAUACGAUAGAGAUUCAUUUAGUUUUUUAAGAGAUAUAUAGAGGAUGUUAUUCAUCUGGUAUCUUGCAGAUGUUCAUGCGUAAAUAUUACACAAUUUUGUUUAUCGUUUGAUGCACCAGCAAUCAGGCGUACAGAAACGUUGCCGGUUUACGCUCGUGAACCAACGUUAAAUUUCACGUAACUUUCUAUUUUACUCGGUAAGUGUUGGGCGCCGUAAAAGCGUCUAUUAUUUUGAAACGUUAUGCGUAAGCAUUGAAUAAACAAUUCUGUCGUAUAAAAAAAAAUGUUACGUCGUUGACUACUUUUAUGACUACCGUAUAGAAUUUGCAAAUUAAUUUAUUAGACAAAAUAGUCUCGAAUUGAAAGUAAGAACGCCAUGUCAACGUCGCGUCGGUAGGAAUGUUGAUAAAAUCCUAAUCACGCGAGUUGGAAAACCACUCUCGCAUGCUCGAAAGCAACGGCGAAAGCGGAACUCGUUCCUUCCGUUUUACUAAUUUGGUGACUUAGCUUUUCUCAAUGUCUCGCUAUUACCAUGGCCUUUUUCAUUCAAGUGCACCAGUUGAAGGUUUAAAAUACGAAUGCAGUGUAUAAAUUUUUUGUUUACAGAUACUUUUUGUCGAAACGGGUACGAAUUCUGGACAUAGUACAGACGUUUCUAAAAUGACGACCGAUUAUUUAUAAAAAGCAAGCAUUGCUGGAAUUAAUAAAUUGACAGAAUAAAACUUACGUUUGAGUUGUACGUUGCGAUCGAAAUCUUCACAAGUAGAUUACGUUUUAAUAAAACGCUUUUAUAAAGUAAUUUGUUAUGCAGGCAGAAAACGCGAAUAAUCGCUAUCGUUGAGAUCGAUCAGUCUUGAAAAACUAGUGUCUUUGACGCAAUCAUCGACGGGCGAAACGGUAGUGAGCGAAACAAUCGAGACGUUCUCCGUCUCGACUCUUGUUGUAAUCUCAUGAAUAUGUAUGGUUACUUUCCUUCGUGGCCGGCAACUAUGAAUCUGGGUAUAUGGAGCAAUCUUUCUUUUGAGAUAAAUCGAUAAACGACUUCCUAUUACGCGUGAAUUACCGGAGAUCCGUCAUCGGGCCACCGUUCGGGCGCGACGAAACUCCGUCUAUAUCGCUGCGGAAACACUGCGAUAACAAAUUUCACACUCACCACAUUGGUAUCGCGUCGCUCCAAUAAUGGAACAAAACAUAUGCACUAAAUAACUCGCAUGUGUGACUCACCUUCACUGCGCUGACCCACUGAGGGUUUAGUCAUCUAGAAUGCAGUUAUGAAAAAAAUCAUGUGGCCUAAGCCGACGGCUGGAUAUAUCGAGCAGUCUCGGGCCUCGCAUAAACCGAGACUUACUCUCGGUCAUUUCGAGUGAGAACGCAACGUAUUUAGCUCGUACACGUCAGCACGCAAUGAAACAAUUUAUUAGCGCACGGCGUUAAUGCAUCAAAAUGGAGAAGUACUUUUAAAUAAAAAAGAAAAGAACAUCCACCGGGCGUCUCAUUAAAUUAACGAAGCAAUUAAUCUCGCGGAGCUAUUCCUGUAUGCGCGAAAAUAAAAAUCGAACGAGCCGUUGCAUAAUUAUAACCUGGCGCUAAUCGCUCCGUGGUAUUCUCAUAGGCUGCAAAGGCCACUGGGGCAAAGAAGACAGGAGCGUACAGGAAUGUCAAAGUUUACCCCAGGGUCCCGCGCAUUGAGCACUCUGGCAAACUAUAAAGCGAACGCGACGGAAAUGUGAUGCGACUCGCGUGGCCGUGGGGAUUAAUUUAAAUCGAUUCGCCGAGAGAGCGGCAUUGUGCGAAACGACGCAGCCAGUUCGAUCCCUGGUAACAACGAGGAAGACGAAUUGGGGCGUGUACGCGUCGUUUGAGAGAUAAAAAUCGCGGCGGUUCAAUCGGGCUAUCGCGCACUCGUUAUGUCAGUUAAACGUCGAUGCAACGCGCGUUCGAUUGCACGUGCUCGUGUAACGCACGAUAAACGUCAUUUAACUUUCCGGUCUCCGUUAAUUAUUACCGAUGGUCGAUUUAAUUAUUAUCCGCUCCCACGAAGCUUCAUUAAACGUUAAAUUAAUUUCUAUCACGAUCAUCUAUUAUAUCUACUGUGCCGCGUUUCACGGUCCGUUACGAAUGCAUUAUUCACAGAUAGGUAUCUAUAAAUGAAACUCGUUGUCAGAAAGGUUGAAUAAUUCUCAUCGCGGGUAAAAUUAUUUACAAAUAUAUCAUUCGUAGAGAAAAAUGGGAAAUAUCGCGCGCUUACCCUUUGUUAGCCCGAAGAGGCGAAUACUCGAAUGUUACUUUAAACGAUUGUUUGAUAAAUAGAAAGAAUAGCCGGGCUGACUUCGUUGUUCUCGCCAAACCCAAUUCAUCCGUUUUCCUUUGCGAGACCAAGUAAUUUCAUCUCUUCGAUUGGACGACAGAAAACUUAAUUACUACCUCGCUCAUCGACGUACCCCUGCGGGCAAGAGUUCUGUCUCGAAUGCCGGCCGUCCUUGAUGGAAUUUCCAAAGCGGGUUACGCUCCUAUUGAACCGCAUCAUUCUCUUCUUUCGUCUCGUCGAACAUCGGCGCUGCUCCACGCAACGCGCACGGAUUUCCGCGUGUACUCCGCUUUUAACGUCUUCUUAAUGACCUCCGCGAGCACGUACGUCCGUCAUAAUCUUGCAAGUCUUUUUUUCGCGGCCGUGCAUAUGAGCGAGAAGUGAAAAUUUAACUUUACUUUCACUCGGACUUGCACUUCGGACCUUUGCCGAUUCUGGUGACAGACAGUGCGGAGUACGUGCGUACCGGGUACGCAUCUGAUACAUACGGGCGGAUGUGCUUAAUUGAGUGAAAACAUUAAGAGACGUGGAUUAAUUAUCGCUUCUGAGAGGCGCACCGGAGAAAACCGUUUUGCCGUUCUAACGGACUCUUACCCUUUUCUGGUGUAAUACAACUCCUCUCAUAAUUGUAAUAUAUUGCCCCGUCUUCUCGAAAAAGGCAUAGUUGCGGAAUCGCUGUACUCCGAAGCGUUGGUACUUCAUGAAUUAUGCACGUGGCUCGCGGUUCUUCUUUUUCAACAGUCGUGAAAAAGUGAAAAAGAAACCAAGAAUGGUGAUAUAUGCAAUUCGUGAUAUUUUUUUUAAGCUCACUUAUGUCCUUAUUUAGGCAACGGAUGGCUCGUGCCUCAAUAUUUUAUAUCGACUAAAAAUUACUCCGUGCAAACGUAACUUUCUCUGCUCUGUUUCGCGCAGACUCGAAGUUUCGCCAAAUUGCAUUCAAGAUGGUUGAGAUUCGCCAGUGAGUAAAAGUGCGAUCUUGCAAAAUUCAAAGUGCUUCGCAAUGCCGCUUGCUAAUUAUUACCGUCAGCUCGUUUUUACAUUCCUCGAGGAGUAACUGGGAAAAGUUACAUCCAUGAAACACUCGUGACUGCGCUCGUCAUUCAAAUUCCAAUUGUAGAGUAAGCAGUGCUCUUCAUUCAAAUUCCAAUUGUGGGAAAUGAACUAUGUCGGUGUGCCGCGGUUAAUAAUAAUGAGCAGCGUCUGACGUUUACGAGACGUGCGCGCCGUCACACAGUUGUCCUCUUGACCCCUUAUCCGUCUGCUCAUUCCAAAAGCAUAAUUCGAGUUAAUGAUCGUCUGAGAGCAGCUCGGGUAAUUAUGACAAUCGUCCGCGUUAUUAUGAUGUCCGUGAAAGGUGUCCGCCUCCGUAUCGAGACGCGACGAAGCGAAACGGAUGCGGGACGGUCGGUCGGUCGCCCACUCGCUGUCUGCUGCCUGGAAGAAGAUGUGCGCUCGCUGUCCUUCCUGAUCGGCAAGGAGGAGUGAAUUAUCGAAUCGAGAUGCACGUAGAGAGAGAGGGAGAGAAGGCUCGGAACACCGGUAGACCAAGGUGCUCGUCCGGUACCAGCCAGGUGGGGAUGAAGGCCGCUGGCUUCGCUCGUGCAAAUACCUCGACGGCGUACACCUAGACCCACAUAACGAGAUACGCUACAACGCGGCAACGACGACUUCGUGCACCGAGAUGUGCACGUGCGGUCGGAGACCGGUAGUUGCGACGGCGACGUGCGGCUUCCUCGCGCGAAACGAGACAGACUUCUCAGUAUUCCAACGUUCGCAAGAUGCGAAUGUUGUUCCAUGGUGCAAAAUUGAAUGGGAUAACAGAGGUAUCCCUCGCGCAUCUAUGGCGCAGUGAAGUAACAGUGGACAUUGUCGCGAGAAAGUACUUUCAUUUAUAGAGACACGCCUGUACAAGAUAUCACUGGUCAGAUAUCCAGGUAGCCGCCCAGAGAUGUGUUCACGCAUGCGGCUCUUCCUCCUGGCAUCGACGCUCGCGUUGCUGAUCGGCACCCGCGUUACCAGGUCGCAGCGCCCGCGACUCGGCGGCGCCGUGAACGUCUUCAGCCGUUAUGGUUACCUGAGCAUCAGUAUGCGAGUGGUGCCGCGCAAUGAUACGGAGACCUGGAUAUUCCGCGAGCCCACCCUUGACGUCUUCAAGAAUUCCACGCCGUUACCGCCCAAGCAACGCCAACCGGGCAAGGGCAGCACCGCCGUCUUCGACGGCGACUUCCACAUGGAGUUUUGCGACAAUAUCAGGCAGCUUCUACAGGCCUAUUUCCGCGACUUCACUUUCGAGAAGCUCGAGAGGCCGUGGCGUGCCUUCACCGGCAGCUGGUCGAAGACGGCGAUAGCCAGGCACCUCGGCAUAAACUCGUCCUUCAUCACGGGCGACCACUGUUACGUCCUAGUGCGUGUCGCUAGAUUCCGCGAUAAUCAACGACUCGCCGGCACCGCCGAGACCCUCGUGCUCGAUGAUUCCGUGUUGCGGCAAACCGAGAACGUCACGGUCGGCGAUACCGCGAGCGUAGUGCGAUUCGUUAGGAACUUCGGCUCGCACUACAUCGCUUCCUAUGUCACGGGAAAUUCGCUUUAUCAAGUGUUCGUGUACACUCCUCAGGUAUACUCGCGAAUAAAGGAACGGCUGAAGACGCAGGGGAUCGGGGAGCUGUCGGCCCUCGAGCUGAGUAAUUACUUUUCGCCGUGGUACGCGGAGCAUAUGGGCUCCAUACAAUCGGCGAGCGGCAAUCGUAGCGUGGAGGCAUGGGCCGUGCAACGUCUUCGGGUGCAAUACUACAUCUUCACUUACGCCAGUUUGCUCAAGUUGCACGGCGACACGGCGUUGCUCAAGCAACUGGACAGCCUGCUGGGCGACGAAGCGUUACUGCAACUACAAUUACGAACAUUGGCGCCCGCAUUCAAGGAUCCGAAAAGACGCCAGUGGUUUUUGGAGGUGAUCGACAACUAUUUCAAGCUCUGGGAGGUGAACAUGUGAUGGCGUAACGCGCCUUGGCUGCGGACGGACUGAAAGCAUUUAGGGUACCGUCGCUCGAUGUCGCCGAACGACAAGUACGUACGUCGGUGUGAGAAUGUAAGCGAGGCACUGAUCGGUUUCGGCAUGGUGUGGGGAUCCACGGUGUCCUUGGGAAUGGUAGCGACGAUCCAGCGCCUGUCGUGACUCUCGUCGACGCUAACUAUAAAGGUUCCUCGGACGGAUAUAUCCUUCUGCCACGUAUACACAAUAAUGCAUAAAUGCUGUUAUUGUUAUAAAUAAGUAUUUAUUAUUGUAAUCAUUAGAGAACUUCUUUAUACAAAAUAUUUUUAAUAUAUCACAAGCAUUAUUCGUACGAUCUGACUGAAGAACGUGGUAUCGCGAUAUACCGUAAGUUCUUUACUUGAAAUCGAUCCCGCUGACGUACAAAAGAGAUAUAGCGACAUGUAUUUUAUAUAUGGAGAUCGAUUUGUGCGUUUUGUUCGUUUAGUCCGAUAUGCAUUGCACAUUGCAGAUUGGACCAAUGGAUCGUUGUUUCGCUUCAAAUGCGAAUUUACAUGUAGGUAAUGUAAUUGUAAUAAAUCCUGUUGUUUCUCCGUGAAACCGGGGAAUAUUUUCUCUUAUACAUUUCUUUAUACAAAUUGUUAAAAGAUGAUUCGUGGAUGAAUUGAUAUUGUGAUUGUGGACCAAUAUUAUAAGAAAUUUUAUAUUACACAACGAAUCGAUCUAUUGGCAUUGCAAAACGGUUAUUAUGACUGAAUUACAAAUUACUUUUUCUCUCUUUGUUUCCUUUCCCUGCUUCUUGCAAAGUGAUUAUGAUAUAACAUCCACGACAAUCCUUACCCUGUUUCAAUAUUUUGAUUUGCAGCUGCUUGGAACAAACUAUGAUAUCCCUUUCAUGAUAUAAGAUACCGAUAUUGUGACAAGUAUAGGUGUAUAUCAUAUGCAAACUGGGUUUUCCAAUAUAUUAGUUAAUAUCGAUGAAAAUUAUACACAACUAUUCUCUUAGUAUAAUUUAAUUGACAAAUUAUUGAACACCAUAUAAUAAUAGGAUUUUCUAAGGUACAUACAUCGAGUUCUGUAUGUUUUCCAAGUACCUGCUGCUUUUAUUGUCGGUCUUUCGUGUACAUAUACUUUAGCGAAUCUGAACAAAACCAAGUCUCAAUGACUAAAAUUCAUCACAGCAGAUUAUUUUCAUGAUAAUAAUAAAAUCCAGAGUCCACGGGACUCAUUGAUCUGCGGCUCUUUUAUUUCUUAGCAAUCGCAUUUCUUUUAUAAUUUCUAACUUCUUUCCUUUUUAUCUUGAAGUUUCUUGUUUGGACCAAAACAUACAGAAAUGCUCGAGGAAUCAAUAAGAGCAAAAUAUUUUAAUAUCGAAUAGUAGAGAAUUAAAACUAAAAUGUUUGCAGUUAAAAAUAUAAAUAAAGUAUUAUAUAUUUCUACCUCAGUCAUCAAUUUAAAUAAACAAUAUAGGCGAAGUCUUCUAAUUUUAUGAAUUGGCAGAUAUAGGUUAUUUGCUGCUUUUUUGCGAAAAUUACUGUCACAAUGAAGAAAAAUAUAUAUCAACAUCCUCUCUCUCACAAGUUUUACAAAUGCAGCAGCUAAGAUGUGCACGUUAGUAUUUCUUACACAUUGUGUUAUAAAAUACAAAAUUGAAGUAACAUGGUAUAUAUUGUAGCCCGUUUCUUUGAUUAUUGCCAACGUACAUUGGCAUGUAACUCUUCGUAAUACAUUUGUUUGAAAUUCGUGUAUCGUACAAAGCCUUAAAUAUACUGAUGAGUAUUAUUAUUA
Messenger RNA from Vollenhovia emeryi, 7862 nucleotides. It is a transcript of the gene tsl, whose product is annotated as torso-like protein. The transcript has 4 exons. Lineage: Eukaryota; Metazoa; Arthropoda; Insecta; Hymenoptera; Formicidae. Bases 5034 to 6074 code for a protein of 346 amino acids. The record is from RefSeq and is a predicted model, not a curated record.